AUGGACCGGAGCGGAGACGCGAGUGCGCGCGCAGGCGUGGGGGCCGCAGGCAGUCCUGGCGAGCGAGGACUGUGGGAAGCGGACGUCGAAUGGGGCGCGUCAGACUGGGGGCGAUGGCGGAGCGGUGUAGAGGGAAGCUGGAACCGCGCGCGUGGAGUGGGUGCGGUGCCAGCAGAGCAACGCGAGGCGCGCGAGGUAGCGGCCGCGCGGGAGAGAUAUGAGGCCGCCGUGCGGGAAGGCGGCCGGGUGAGUAGGAAAGCCGUGAGCGGCGGUUUCGAAGAAGAAAGGGAGAAGACGUUUGCAGAGUAUCGAGAGUCUUUGACCAGUGUGGGAUGUCCAGACGUGCUGGAAGCUGUAGGGAUGGACGUUGUUGCGUUCAUCCAGGGAUGGUGGUUGCCAAAUCACGAAAAGAAUUUUCGAACGGUGGUAGAGGGGGAGAACAAGAAAGUGGCCUCGGCUUCGGCCGUGAAAGCCGUAAUUGGCCACGUAGCAAAAAGUUACAGUAUGUUGGGAGUGGCGGACGCAGUGAAUCCGGCCAAAUCGGAAGCGGUGAGGAGCUAUCGAGAAGGGUACCGGAACGAGUUGCACGAAAGGGGGGUUCGCGAGAAGCGAGCGAAAAUCAUGUCUGAAAGUAAAGUGACACAGCUAGUGGAGCAUCUAAAUAGAGAGGUACGAAGCCGGAAGGGGAUCAGCCGAUGCUGUGCCGCAAUGGAUCGGGCGGCAGUGUUAUAUUUGUGGGAGACAUGGGCGCGUGGAAAGGAGUGCGGAACGGUGGAAGCAGGGCAGGUUGAUGUGGCAGACAGCAUAGUGCGGCCUGGGUGGAGUAAGACAAUUCGAGAGGAGCCGAGUGCGGAGAUCCGGGUGAGAAGCGGCGCCGAGCCGAACACGUUCAUUUGGGCAGCGGGGUUGCUGACGCAUGAGAUGUCUGAGUGCAGCGUGGCCCCUGGAAGGGGUUAUCUGUUCCGGCCGUUGACUCGGCGGAAAGAUGGCUUUUUGGAUGAGUCGUUGAGUGCGGGGGCUAUGAACCGGCGUGUGCAGCGUCAUAUGCAGCGUGCGGGGAUGCACAACGGAGAAACGUUGCAUAGUUUCAGGCGGUCUGCCGUGCAGCAUGCGGCAGAAUUGGAGGGGUACGACGUAGAAAGAUUGAUGUCGUUGGGGCGUUGGAAAAGUAAGAGUGCAUUCAGAAUAUAUGUGGAGGAGAUUGCGGGAGCGUUCGCUCGAGGAAGCAUGUAG
Klebsormidium nitens is the source of this 1233-nucleotide messenger RNA. The record is from the annotation of a GenBank genome assembly. Lineage: Eukaryota; Viridiplantae; Streptophyta; Klebsormidiophyceae; Klebsormidiales; Klebsormidiaceae.